AUGUCAAGUCUGUCACCAACCAGCCCGGGUGAUGAAGAACCACAGCAUUGCAAUCUUUUAGGCGUUGUUAUCCCUAGGCCUACUGUGAAUGCCUCAGCCUUUGAAGGCUUUGAGCCACCCGGUCCCGAAUUCACAGAACAGCACGCAAUCAACAAGCUCAAGCGCGAUUUCUCCUGCGUUGAUACCUAUGGAGGCUCUGGAUUCACUAGCUUCUUGCUAGAGGAUUUCACUGUUUAUACAGACAAAGCUACAAGUAGAGAAAGAUAUGGCAUGGUUUCACUAGACAAUGUUGCGACAAAGCAAGGAAACGCGGUCUUUUAUUUCGACGGGAUUCUGAAGCCUACAGAGGCGGAAACCCCUACAUUUUAUCUACGACAUAUCCCAUUCAGCCUUGUAUCAAUUGGUGUCUACGAGGAUGUCGACGCCCAUGAGGUCGGAGAGGACCUCUGGAUUCAAUCGACCUAUUGUCACGAACGAGAUAAAGGCUGGAUAUGGUAUCGCCUUGGGAAGCCCUCUCGAGAAUACAAAGCAUAUCAUGACAGUUUCACUUGGGCUGCCAACCUUGCAAAGCAUCUGGUCGAUUACAUGCAACAUGAACAUGCUGUUCUCGCCGACUUCAAAGUCCGCUUUCAUGAUUGGCUUUGGGAACGCCACCACCUUGAUUCGAGCUUUCGGUCCUGGGUCAAAGAUUAUGGGAAAUCAGAUUUUCGACAGGCGAUUGUUGCGUAUGGCCCAUUCCUGUAUGGUCAGGCUGCGAAUGUCAGGCCUGAAUAUGGAGCACAUACACUCUGGGACGAGCUGGGGCUUUCGGCAACGCCAAUUGUUCCCGAGCAGCCAUCACACACCAAAUUCACAAUUGUAACACCUUAUGUCCAGAAGUGUUUCGAGAAAAUGCCCUGGGGUUCCUACUUGCGAGCCCUAGAGAUAGACCCAAGUAUUGCUGCCAAACGCCAUGCUCUUCUCCAUCGAAUGGGGCUCACCCCAACUAAGAGGAAGAUCGCCCCACGCUCUAAAUAUCCAAUUGCCCCAGGGGAUAUUGUUGCAAUCCAGAAAGACAAUGAAUCAGGAUGGAAGGGGACAGACAACCUUUGCCUACAGAUACUGUUUGCGCGGACCUUACAUACCCCCAUCACAAUGAACUUUUCUAUCAGACCAUUGCAAUUGUGGGUGAUAGGAAGGAUUGGUGUUGCUGAAGGUGUAAAAAAGGUGUCUGUGACAUUCUUCUCUGACAAGGCUGCCAAUACAGACUUCUUUGUUCGGCAGACUUACCACUCUGUGGAUGAAACUUUUAUGACUCUGCAAAAGAGCGACUUCCAAUGCCAAUGUGUCAAAGCUAGAGACGGCAGCCUGAAGGAAAAAGAAACAUACAAUCCUGGUGAUACAGUCUUGGUUGAGACAUCCGAGUUUUUAGAGCCUGCUGAGAUUAUUGACUUCCAAGGCAAUGAGGUCAAGGUUCGCGUAUUGCCUCGACGAGCUCGCGACUUUGGUGGAAACUAUCGCCCGAAUGAAUUGGUUUAUACUGAGCGCUUUCGCCUGGUCCACUUCGAACAAAUCAAGAGACAUUGUUAUAUACGUUUCUAUUCUGAACAACAGAGAGACAGCAACACCAUCCCUGCACCAUACAAUCGAGAUGGGAACGGGGGUGCAUUUUAUAUCACCUGCAGAGAAAGCAGCACCCAGGGUCUAUGCCCAAUGGACCCGCCUCCUAAUUUUUCCCACGGUUUCGAUCCCCUUGAGCCAAAACGAAGACUACGCGCCCUCAACUUAUUCAGUGGCGGUGGUAGUUUUGACAGAGGAUUGGAGGAGGGCACUGCAAUCAGGAGCGAGUGGGCGGUUGAAUGGGGAUUGGAUCAAAUGCUGACCUACCGUGCGAACCAUGAAAGUUCACACGACCUAAAGCUGUUCCGUGGCUCUGUGAAUGAUUAUCUGGCACUGGCACUCAAAGGAGACAAGUCUGACCUUAUCGCAAAACUGGGACAAGUCGAAUUUAUUUCUGGAGGAAGCCCAUGCCAGGGAUACUCGCUAGCAAACCCCCAAAAAUGGAGUGAGAUGUCGCUGCGCAAUUCAUCCAUGAUCGCUUCGGUUGUCGCGUAUGUUGACUUCUAUCGACCGCACUACGCCAUUCUUGAGAAUGUUCCAGCGAUGGCAAGCAAGACACAUAAAAGGAACCCUCUGUCCCAGUUGAUUUGCGCAUUUGUCGGAAUGGGCUAUCAACUCCGGCUCAUGCACUUGGAUGCGUGGAGCUAUGGGGCUCCCCAAAGCAGGUCAAGGUUGUUUUUGCUCAUUGCUGCACCGGGGCUUGAACUUCCAGAUCAUCCCCCAUUGACCCAUUCGCACCCUAAAAACACUACGUUGCGUUCGCUAGGUGAAGCACCAAACGGGCUGCCUUUUGGUGAAAGGCGGUGGGAUACUCCGAUCUUCAAAUUUGUAUCCUCCUUGGAAGGGACGAGAGACUUGCCAGAUCUUCAGAGAGCAAAGGUUAGGUCAAUACCUUGGCCAGACCAUCGAAGUUCCCGUACUGAGGCUCACUAUACCCAAGCAAUCAUCGACCAGAUACCCAAAUACCCGAGAGCAAUGGGGCUACCAGACGCAAUGGCCAAGGGCUACCUGAAUUACGAUCCAUAUCCAAACGAAGGUCUCAGACGGAAAACCGCAUCGUCCAGGGCCUGGAGUAGGGUUAAUCCGCAUCUAUUAAUACCAACCAUUACGACCAAUAUCUCCCCCUCUUGCAAAUUUACCGGGCGGUGGCUUCACUGGCGCGAAAACCGUCUACUGACAGUCAUGGAAGCCCGCAGGGCUCAGGGAUAUCCAGACUCAGAGGUUCUGGUCGGACGGGCUUCUUCGCAGUGGAAGAUCGUUGGAAACAGUGUUGCGAGACAGGUAGCCCUGGCCUUGGGCCUGUCAAUCCGUGAGGCUUGCCUCCACAAUCCGCCGCCGCCGCCGCCAUAUGAACAAAUCUUGAAUGAUGUUGUAGAGCCAGCGAGAACUUCAACAAAUAAGAAGCGCAAACGCCGUCUUUCGGAGAUCGUCGUGAAGACGACGACAACGGUAGUGAAGACAACAACUCGCUAUCGGUUUGAGGAAGAAUUAUCACGGGGGUGA
This is a messenger RNA of Uncinocarpus reesii 1704, 3102 nucleotides long. RefSeq lists its product as uncharacterized. Gene Ontology annotation, cellular component: nucleus. NCBI's taxonomy places the organism in Eukaryota, Fungi, Ascomycota, Eurotiomycetes, Onygenales, Onygenaceae. The coding region runs from base 1 to 3102 and encodes 1033 amino acids. The transcript has 2 exons. The record is from RefSeq and is a predicted model, not a curated record. Gene Ontology annotation, molecular function: methyltransferase activity.